Molecule: messenger RNA, 546 nt
Organism: Microthlaspi erraticum
Lineage: Eukaryota; Viridiplantae; Streptophyta; Magnoliopsida; Brassicales; Brassicaceae
Source: the annotation of a GenBank genome assembly
AUGGAAGCUCGCAGAUUUUCUUCCCGUUUUUCUCAUGAGCGAAGAUGCCUUGUAAUCGAGAGGUACCAUGAAUUGAGAAUGCUCAUUCCUGUCCCGAGUAAGGGAGUAGAUAGAGCAACCGUUCUUCAAGAUGGAAUUGAUUACAUCAACGAAUUACGCAGACGAACAAGCGAACUUAAGCAUUUGGUUGAGAGGAAAAAAAGUGGUGUGAGACACAAGAACAAUAAUGAAGAUGUUACUAGGAAGAUACGUCAUCCAUUCGUCAAGAUGACACUUGAUAGUAAUGAUGAUGAAAACAUGGAGAAGAAGCCCGGGAGCGAUGUAACAAUAAAAAACUCGCUGAGGAAAUCAAAAGGAACAGAAGUUUAUGUUAGCAUUGUCGAUGAUGUAGUAACAAUCAAAGUUGUGCAGAAGAAGAAGAUUAACUGUUUGCUGUUUGUCUCCAAAGUUCUUGAUCAGCUUCAUCUCGAUCUUUGCCAUGUCACUGGAGGAAAAUUUGGUGAGCAUUACAGGUUCUUGCUCAAGACCAAGGUUAGUGAUGGAUGA